CUCCGUCUCUUCUUCUUCUUGUUCUUCGCUCAGACUCUGAAGCUGCUCAUCGUUCUGUUCUUGAACCGUGUUUGAAAUCCAACGUUCAGAUUGACGUCAGUGACACAAAGUGACCACACGAGGCAGCAGAGGAGCAGCAGCUAAAAUCGCUAUGAGGUUGGUGUGUGAGAGUGGACUGUGUUCAUCGCUGUGAUUGGAUAAACCCGUCCACCAGUCCGUCCCUCCAGGAUCUGAUGAGAGGACAGCAGGCACCGGAGACCGGAGACAGGAGACAUCACCUGCCAUGGCCAGUGCAGCUGAUGGUGUGGGACAUCUGGCUGCAGAGAACCACUUGAACGUCCCCGUCCCUGAUCCAGGAGCCUGGACCAUGAACAACCUGAGCAUCGUCCCUGUGAGUCUCAGUGGACAGCAGCUGGUCUCAGACUCUCUGUGUGUCCAGAGGUUCGAUCCCGCGUUGGGACUCAUCACACCCAUAAACCCCAUGAUGGCGGGAAUCAGCCUGGUCCCGCCCCCUCCUGUCCCCCCCGACGUCAAGGAGAUAAUUCACUGCACGAGCUGUACACUCUUCCCCCAGAACCCCAAUCUGCCUCCCCCGACGACUCGUGAGCGCCCCCCUGGCUGCAGGACGGUGUUUGUCGGUGGUUUGCCGGAGAACAGCACGGAGGAAAUCAUCAGAGAAGUGUUUGAGCAGUGUGGAGAAAUCACCGCCAUCCGCAAGAGCAAGAAGAACUUCUGUCACAUCAGAUUCAGCGACGAGUUCAUGGUGGACAAGGCCAUUUACCUGUCAGGCUAUCGGAUGCGUAUCGGCUCCAGCACGGACAAGAAGGACUCGGGAAGGAUCCACGUGGACUUCGCUCAGGCCAGAGACGACCUCUACGAGUGGGAGUGUAAACAACGGCUGCUGGCAAGGGAGGAGCGUCACCGCUGCCAGGUCCACGAGAACCAGCAGAGGGCGCCGUCUCCUCCUCCCAUCAUUCACUACUCUGAACAUGAGGCCGCGCUGUUAGCCGACAACCUCAAAGCAGCUCAUUGUUGUCGUCGUCAUGGCGACGACAGAUGUUGCGUCCGUGAGACGAUUCAUCAGAAAACACUUCAUCCUCCAUUACCAGAACAUGUCCUGCAGGGGGCGCUCUACGACCUAAAGUUCAGCGAGGCCACGUCGGUGCUGUUGACCUGGAUCGACCGCGGUGAAGUCAACCGCAGGACGGCCAAUCACUUCUACUCCAUGAUCCAGUCGACCAACAGUCACGUCCGCCGGCUGAUGAGCGAGAAAGCUCAGCACGACGAGGAGAUGGAGCGAGCGAGGGAGGCGUUCAGGAGCGCCCUGCUCACCGUGCUCGCUCAGUUCGAGCAGAUCACAGCAGUGUUCAGCGCCUCCUGCAGACAGAAGGCCUGGGAUCAUUUCUCUAAAGCUCAGAGAAAGAACAUCGACAUGUGGAGGAAGCAGUGUGAGGAGCUGAGGAACGCCCACAGUGAGGAGAUCAUGGGCAUCAGGAGAGAAGAGGAGAUGGAAAUGUCUGACGAAGACGAUCUGGACGAAAAUCCCUGCAAGAGACUACGCACUGAAGACAAUGGAGUGUGUGAUCAGGUGUGUCUGCGUGAGGAGAACGACUCUCUGCGUUGGCAGUUGGACUCGUACAGAAACGAGGUGGAUCUUCUGAGGAGGGAGCAGAGCAUCGUCGGUCGCCAUGACGACGAGCCCUCGCUAACGCUAACACACAGUCCAGAGGUUCAGAUCCAGCUGCUGCAGCAGAACAUGGUCAACAUGCAGCAGCAACUGCUGAGUUUGCAGGAGAAGCUUCAGAGCAAAGAGGCGGAGCUGGAGCAGGCGAGGGAGGAGCAUCGCCACCUGGAGGGGGAGGUGCUCGCACUCAGAGACCAGUUGUUGACUGACGGUGUCGACGUCGUUGACGGAGGAAACAGAGAACAACAUGAGAAGGUGAACGGCUGCAUUCCUUCAUUGUCCCGCAGCAGAGACAGGAGGAGUGAUGUCAUCCUGAGAGGCGGAGUCACCUCAGACAAGGAGGCUCUGCUGCUGGGUGUCGUCUCCACUUUCCUUCACGUUCAUCCUUUUGGUGCAAACCUGGAAUAUCUGGUGUCUUAUAUUCACAGACUCGACUCAAAGGUGUCGGGGGCGGAGCUUGAGCGCCUCAUGGUCCGCCUGCCCUCCAUGUUCCGGCAGGAGUUGAGCGGCGUCGGCGCCAACCUGGAGAAACGCUGGAAGUUCUGCGGCUUCGACAGCCUGGGCUCAGCGUGACACAGGAGGAACCUCUGACCUUUGACCUGUGUGUGUGUGUCAUGUGACCUGCUGCUGCUGUUUGAAACCAAAGCUAUUGAAGUUUUUUUUUUACACCUUCAUUGAGGACGUUUCAAACCAAACCACAAAUCAGGAGCCAUGGUUACACGACUUCAGGAUUUUACUCUGAAACACACAAGACUUUUAUUUUGAAAAAGAGGACAUGUUUGUCCUGACUGAAGAAGACAAACAUGAGGACAAACAUGAUAUUGACAAUGUUACGUUGUUUUGUAUCAGUGAGCUUUUAUGUUAUUUAAAUAAAGAAUAUCAAACAUU
Solea solea (common sole) is the source of this 2572-nucleotide messenger RNA. It is a transcript of the gene enox1, whose product is annotated as ecto-NOX disulfide-thiol exchanger 1. The record is from RefSeq and is a predicted model, not a curated record. Gene Ontology annotation, cellular component: plasma membrane; external side of plasma membrane. Lineage: Eukaryota; Metazoa; Chordata; Actinopteri; Pleuronectiformes; Soleidae. Gene Ontology annotation, biological process: ultradian rhythm. The transcript is spliced from 17 exons. The coding region runs from base 284 to 2257 and encodes 657 amino acids. Gene Ontology annotation, molecular function: RNA binding; protein-disulfide reductase activity.